Messenger RNA from Knipowitschia caucasica, 984 nucleotides. Lineage: Eukaryota; Metazoa; Chordata; Actinopteri; Gobiiformes; Gobiidae. The record is from the annotation of a GenBank genome assembly.
AUGUACUGUAUGCGUCAGAAACAGCAGCCUGACAAGACGUGGAGGCCAGGGAACCAAUCCAGCUUCUGUCUAAAUCCUCUGCCCUGUGAGGGGGACUUCUGGGGCCCUCACUGCACAAACCGCUGCCAGUGUCGAAAUGGAGCCAAGUGUAACCCCAUCACUGGAACGUGCGCAUGUACCGAGGGCUACCAUGGGUGGCGCUGUGACGAGCACUGCGACGCCCUGCAUUAUGGGAAAGAUUGUCUUCUGGAGUGCAGCUGUGAAAAUGGAGCCACGUGUCAUCAUCAGAGUGGGGAGUGUUUGUGCGCGCCAGGAUACACAGGGAGCUACUGUGAGGAGCCCUGUCCUCCUGGUAAACAUGGGUCCCUGUGCGAACAGCGAUGCCCCUGUCAGAACGGAGGCUCCUGUCAUCACGUCAGUGGCUUGUGCUCCUGUCCUCCUGGAUGGAUGGGCCCGGUGUGUGCUCAGCCCUGUCCCUUUGGUCUGUUUGGGGUGGAGUGCUUGGAGGAGUGUGUGUGUCGGAACGGAGGCCUCUGUGACCACAUCAGUGGUCAAUGUCAGUGCACCGCCGGCUUCAUCGGAGACAGGUGUCAGGAGCAGUGUCCGCUCGGCGCUUACGGCCCGCAGUGCGCGCACAAAUGCGAUUGUCAGAAUGGCGCACGCUGCUUCCACACAAACGGGGCAUGCCUCUGCGAUGAGGGCUACAAGGGCCCGAGCUGCCAGGACCGCUACUGCCCCCCGGGGAUCUACGGGCUGCUGUGCGACAGGGACUGCCCCUGCAACUCCACCAACACCAUCAGUUGCCACCCGCUCUCUGGAGAGUGUCUGUGUGCCGCGGGAUGGACUGGACUCUUCUGUAACGACACGUGCUCCUCUGGAUACUUCGGAGAGAGCUGCAGAGAGCUGUGCCGCUGUGACAAUGGGGCUGACUGUGACGGCGAGUCCGGGGCCUGCAUCUGUGCACCCGGCUUUAUCGCGAGGUGA